AAAAACCUUGUGUAGAAGCUGGGUCAGCAAGAACAUCACUCCUUAUACUGGUGUCCAUUUUUUUAUGUGCAGCUUUUGUUAUGUUUUUGGUAUAUAAGAAUUUUCCUCAGCUUAGUGAAGAAGAAAGAGUGAAUAUGAAGGUUCCAAGAGAUAUGGAUGAUGCCAAGGCUCUAGGAAAAGUUCUCUCCAAAUACAAGGACACCUUUUAUGUACAAGUACUGGUUGCUUAUUUUGCUACAUAUAUUUUUUUGCAAACGUUUGCUAUCCCAGGUUCCAUAUUCCUCAGUAUACUCUCCGGAUUUCUUUAUCCCUUUCCACUAGCCUUAUUCCUUGUUUGUUUGUGUUCUGGACUUGGUGCCUCCUUCUGCUACAUGCUCUCAUACUUAGUGGGAAGACCUGUUGUAUACAAGUACCUAACAGAGAAAGCAGUAAAAUGGUCGCAGCAGGUAGAGCGUCAUAGAGAACAUCUCAUUAACUACAUUAUAUUUUUGAGGAUCACACCAUUUCUGCCUAAUUGGUUUAUUAAUAUUACGUCACCUGUGAUAAAUGUGCCACUGAAAGUGUUUUUUAUUGGCACUUUUCUAGGUGUUGCACCUCCCUCUUUUGUAGCAAUUAAGGCAGGAACGACUCUGUAUCAGCUUACAACAGCAGGAGAAGCUGUUUCCUGGAACUCAGUAUUUAUUUUAAUGAUUUUGGCUCUUCUUUCUAUUCUGCCUGCCAUCUUCCAAAAAAAAUUAAAACAGAAAUUUGAGUGAAGAAUCACAGGUUUUCGUUUACCACCACCAUCACCACCAUCAUCAUCUCAGGUUAGCAGGUGUAUUCAUUUUAUGCUUUGAAAUCACUUCAGUGACUGAAGGAAGGACUUUUAAAGUAAAAUAUCCCAUGAGACAGUUAAAAUAAUGCAUUUAUGUGGCAAGGGAGAACAGAAAUUGGUAUACUAUGAGAAGUCCUGUCAUCACACCUGUGGGAAAUACCUUACACAUUACUGUUCGUGAGUAGCUCUGAGACAUCACAGUGGCCUGGUCUGCAGUUGUUGCUCUAAAUAAUUCGUUUAGAGUGUUUUUCUCGUUUAUGUCUGCGUAAUGACUAAAAUAGUGAGCUCAGGCCCAGUGGCACAGCUGUACUCCCAGCUCUUCAGGGGGCUGUGGCCGGAGGACUGCUAGUUUGAGGCCAGCCCUGCAGUAAAGUAGUUACCAACAGUGAGACUAAAUAAAAUAAAAGUUCAGAGCACAAACGAAUACUUGAAGCAAAAGAGUCUUUCAUUUUCUUUCUCUGACUGAAAAAAACAAGCACUUUCCGGAAGCCAAGCACUUUUCAUUGUAGCAAGGAUGAGUUAUUUACGUUUUAGGAAAUUUUAUCAUGGAUUAGUCUGAUAAUUUAAAUUCUGGCCAGUCUGUUUUCAUCUUUUUCUAGGUUUUACAGUAUUUCCAUCAUACCUAUGUAAAAGGAGAAUUAUAUACUUGUAUCAUAUUGGUGUUGAUAAUGUAUAUUCAGAUAAUAAUAUUUUGUUAGUGUCUUUAUUAUCUCAAAAGGAGUUCUAAAAGUAAAUACUGGAAGCAUAUACUUUUUAGACAUUAAUUAUUUUAUAAUGAAACAACUGGCAGUAAGACAUUAGUGGUUAAUAUAGUCUAUUUGUUCCAGUGACUGUAAAGCUUGUCUCAUAGUUCUGUCUGCUCAUUAGAGAACGUAUUGUGAAAUUACCUUCUGUGCAUGAUAUAUCUGUGCAAUUGCAGUGUUGCCUUCCCCUGGCUACCUUUGGGACAGCACUUGAUUAGCACACUUUUUCCCACUGUCUUCCCUCCACACGGUGAUUGGUGUCCCCACCAUUUCGUGGGAGAGACUUCUUGGCUGUUUAUGGAUGACCUUUAUUCCUUGCCAGGACAAAGUGAUAUAAAUCACUCUAAGAUCCAGUUGCUUUGUUCAACAGUUGCUUUACUGGCAUGGGAAGUCAUUGUGUUUUUAUUCUUCAAAGUCUGAUCAUCUCAAAGCCUGUUUCUCCUGCAAAAUGUGGACUAAUCCUUUUCUGUCACAGUAUUAACAUGUGGAUAUAUUACAAAUACAAGGAAAUAAUAUUGAUAAAUAUUGUAGUCUAUCUUGUGUCCUUUUGUGUGAAAUUGUUUUGUCUAGCAAAGUUUUCUUUCUUAUUGACCAGAGGCUGAGUAAUAAAGCCUUUGUUGUGUUUAUAAAUGAAAUAAACACAUAGCUGUUUGGGGCUAAGUUUACAAAUAUUACUGUAUAAAUAUAAUUGAAGCUGGGCAUGGUGACAUGCUUGCAAUCCCAAGAUUUGGGAAGAGGAGGUUCAGGGUUAACGUUGGCUACAUAGUGAGUUUGAGGCCAUAACCUGGGCUAUGUAAAAACCUGACUCAGAAAACAUAUAUAUUCAUUCAUGUGAAUUUCUAUUAGGCCUUUACAAAUAAAUAAAAGCUUGGACAACAGGAACAUCCUGUUGUAAUGGAAAGUCAAGCAGGUAAUGAAGCAAUCUGUACACAGAAAAAGACUAUUUUGGUUUGUGUAUGCUGCCUACCCUAUGCUGAGAGUGUUUUCUCUGUCCUCUAGCAUAUGCCUUCUUUCCCUUUGCUAUAUUUUUUUCAUAUAUUUAACAGGAGCUGCCACUUUGGUGGGAAAUACUUGCUACUCCCAGUAGAAGUAACCAUUGUUUUAACAUUUUACCCUUGACUGGACCAAGCAUGGUGACUCAUACCCAAUGCUUGGAAGGAGGAUAAGGAGCUGGUGGACAGCUUGGGUUGCCUGGGAUCUUGUCUCAGGAAAAAACAACUCGGCAGUAGAUUGUAUCACAAAUAGUGGGUGUCACCUGUGUGCAUGGAGCACAGAUUUGAAACAAUGCCAAGCAAAUCCAUGCUUUAAGCACUCUCUUUUAUCUUUGGUGCCAGAUACUGACUCUAGGGCCUUGCCCAUGCUUCUGCAUGCAUCAUACCGAUUCCCCGUAAUAACCACCAAGAGAAUGUCCUGUUGUAAUGGAAAGUCAAGCAGGCUAAUGAAGCAGGCUGUAUACUGAAAGAGACUGCUUCCUUCUCAGUUUCUGGUUCUUUUGUGGAGCUUUGUUAUUUUGAAUGUAAACUAGCCAGGCGAUGGUAGCUCAUUUGAGAGGCAGAGCCAGGUGCAUCUCUGAAUUCAAGGCCAGCCUGGUCUACAGAGCAAGUUUCAGGACAGCCAGGGCUAUAUAGAAAGCCACCCACCCUCCUCUCCCUGCAAAAAAGAAAGAAAAAAACAAAACAAAAAAAAUCACACAAAAUUGGGAGCUAGAGGGUUGGCUCAGUGGCUAAAGAACCCUGGCUCCUCUUCCAGAAGACUCAGGUUCAAUUCUUAUCACCCACAUGGCAGCUCACAACUAUCUGUAAGUCUAAUGCCAGGGCUCUGACACUCUCACACAGACAUACAUUCAAGCAAAACACCAAUGAACAUAAAAAUAAAAUAAAUUAUAUAUUUCUAAAAGUGGAAAUAACUUCCCUACCAGUGAUAUUUGAAUGAUCCAGUUUCUCUUUUUAGCAAGUGUGUUUGUAAUAGCCAGACAUGGAAGGAACUCAGGUGUCUUUCGAUGGAUGAGUGUUAAAAAUGAAGUCAAAAUUUUAAAAAAGAGCUAGGGGUGGUUGCACAUGUAGAAUCCUACCCUCAAGAGGUAGGGGCAAAAGGAAUAGACAUUUAAGGCCAGCCUGAUCUACAUAAUCAAACCCUAUCUUCAAGCCAAACAAAACAUCCAUUUCCUCUAUCAUUUCAAUCACUAGGUUUGAGAUACAGCUCAGUAGCAAAGUGCUUGCCUAGCAUGUCUGAGGCUUCUGGGUUCAUCCUUUCUAGAAAGCAUACAACCAAAGAGUAGAAACUAAAGAGACUAGCUGAGUUGAUAUUUACCUGUAAAACUAGCUAUGGCUGGAGAAGCACAUUGAGUUUAAUGCUAAUAUUAAGAACCUAUCUCAGAAACAUAAAGGGGCUGGAGAGGUGGUUUUUCUGUUUCUGAGAUAACCGUGGUCUGUCCAAGAACGGAAACUGGGCCAUGAUAAGUAAGGUUGAUCUAUUUCCACAAACUGCUCCUUUGAGAAAAGGAAGAGUAGCUGGGACUGCAGUUGAGUAGUGGUAUACUUGCAUGCACUGUACCACCUUAGGUGCAGUUCAUAAGUCUUGCAAGAGAGAAGAAGAAAGUAAAGGAAUAGAUGAGGUUGAUUUGCAGGAGCAUAGCUGGGUGGGCUACCAGGUUAUGGACUUGGUGACUUCGGAGAGAAGCUGGGCCAGGAACUCUUCUAUUUCUGCAUCUGAAGCAUUCAGUGCCCCAACUUGCCAACAUUUUGCAUGACAAGUGUUGGUGAGAACAUUCUGAAGGUAAAGCCCAAAGAUCUGAGUUGGAAGAGUGGUGCCCAGUUUAUGUCCUCAAAACUUUAGGUUUGUCUGUUUUAAAUAAAGAUUUGAUGAGUGCCUA
Molecule: messenger RNA, 4429 nt
Organism: Psammomys obesus (fat sand rat)
Lineage: Eukaryota; Metazoa; Chordata; Mammalia; Rodentia; Muridae
Gene: Tmem41b
Product: transmembrane protein 41B
Cellular component (GO): endoplasmic reticulum membrane
Source: RefSeq, a predicted model, not a curated record